AAAACAUGUUUUGCCAGCGUAUAAAUGAAGCCCAGAACAUUCUUUGCUAAAUAGGAAGAUGAGACGUGGGAAUCCAAUUUAAACCCCAAUUUCAGUAGAUUAGGGUUUUCGCCAUUGAAGCAUGUAGGCAAGUUCUCAUUACUUAUCAUCAGCUGAAUUGGAGUAAAAUGCAGCAACUUGAUCAAGUGAAGGAGAAGCCUGUUCCUCUGAAUAUGGGAGAAGUGAUAAAUGUUCUGAUAUCUUAACUACAACCAGGGGUUUUAUUAUUUUUUCUAAUAAAAUAGUUCAGUGUACUAAAUAUGUGCGUUGAGGGUGUGAAAUAUGUUACCUUGUAGCUGAGAAGCUUGUAUUUUUUUAUCCAAAUGGAUGAGUGGACUUUGAUGGAUUUCUCCCUUUGUCAGAACUUUUCCCAAGCUGAGGAUGUACGGUUGAAGACUACAAGGGCUAGAUUCUCGAAUCUCCUUAAGCGGCAUGCAGAAUUAACGGAGCGACUUUCUAGGGAUUCUGGUAAAUCUGUUUUUGAGCGUUUGCAAAGAGAAUUUGAAGCUGCACAUGCUUCUCAAACUCAAGAAAUAUGUUUGGAUGGUAAGCAAUGGAAUGAUGGGUUAUUAGCUACAAUAAUAGAGCGGGUUCACAUGGAGGCUGAAAGAAAGGCAAUGCUACAGCAAGGGGAUGCUGCUUCAGUGCCCAAUUUACCAUUUCAUGAAAAAAUAACUUACAGAGUUGGAAAUAAAAUGAUCUGUUGUUUAGAUGGACCAAGGAUUGGCGUUCAAUAUGCGACCUCAUUUGCUGGAGAACCUUGUGAGAUGUUCCAUUGUGUUCUUGAAAGCAAAUCGUUUCUUGAGAAAAUGACAGUUCUUGAGCACACAAUACCAUUUUUCUUGCCGAUACGAGAAGCAGAAAAUGAUUAUCUCUCUUCAAAUGCAAUGAAGUUCAUAAAUUACGUUGGGGACUUGCUGCAGGCAUAUGUUGAUAGACGAGAGCAGGUUCGCCUUAUUAAAGAGUUGUAUGGAAAUCAAAUAGGAGAACUUUAUUGCAGUCUUCCAUAUCAUAUGAUUGAAUUUGUGCUCGCAGAUUUCGAUUGCAAAGUGAUCGUCAGCACUAGAUAUGGGGAACUCGUCUCUACGCUUCCGUCAACCGUCAGUGUCCUUGCUUGGCCGAUGCACCAACAUAAGAAACUUCAAACUUCUGUAGCACCAAUCAGCAGGAAGGAAAGCCAUGGCAAUCAACUAGUUCCUGCCCGACUAGCAUAUGCUGAGGAUGCAUUGCGUUCAAUGAGUCUACCCAAAGCUUUCGCAGAGAUCGUUCUGAGCAUGCCUAAAGCUCUCGAGGAAGCAUUUCCGGAUCAAAGCGCGAAUUCCCGUGUUUCCUCGCAGUAGAGGUGGAUGGAUGGCAUCAUGCAUAUAUAUUAGUAAAGGAUGAUACAUUAUUUACAAUCCUUCUCCAACAUCAAAGGUUUGUACAUUGUAAUGCAUUUCACCUUCCUCACUCAUGGCUGAAAACCUACAGUUUUCCGGGAAGAAACAGUUGCUCGAUCGGAUCAUGUCAAGUUGAGGCCAUAAGUUUCGGCACAGUUAGAUGAAAACUUCCCUUUUACUGGAUUUGUGUUAAUGACGACCGGUGAAGGGCAGAAUCAUCUGGCGGAGUACUCCCGAUCGAGGCCAAAGCAUUGAAGAAUGAGGCCAAAACCGGAACGUCCAAGUUCUGUGUGCAUGUUAUUGAUCAAAUGCUUCAUCAUGGAUUAAUUAUCUUCCUUCAUCAUUUUCUCAAAGUCUGAUCAAAUUCAUAAUACUGGAGUAAUAUUUUAUGUAAAAAAAUAUAAAAUGCUUCAUAAUGGUCUGUUGGUGCAUGCUGCCUACCAGAUGAGGUGCAUAACCCGAGCUUCGUUUUGUUUAGGAAAACAUGGUUUCUUCUUGGUAUCCCGGAGAAACCUGGUUAAACUUUUUCCUCUAGAAUGUGUGUUGAUGAAGUGAAGUGAAUUGAAGGCUCUUGAUCUGUAGGUGGUGAUGCUUAUGAAGCUAUGGCCAACGAAAUCAGCAUUUCCUUUGCUCUAUUUUACUUGAACAAGAAGAAGAAGAAGAAGAGGAGGAUGAAGGACAAGCUGGAUUAUGUAUAGAAUUAGUAUAACAUUGUAUCUACAAAUCUUAUGAUAACUAACAUCAAGAGGAAUGGAGUCAUGGAGAUGAUACUAUCUAUUAAUGUGAAAUUAACUAAGCUUCCCUUUCUUCUA
Molecule: messenger RNA, 2230 nt
Organism: Salvia splendens (bonfire salvia)
Lineage: Eukaryota; Viridiplantae; Streptophyta; Magnoliopsida; Lamiales; Lamiaceae
Exons: 12
Coding region: 363-1379 (338 amino acids)
Cellular component (GO): Mis6-Sim4 complex; kinetochore
Source: RefSeq, a predicted model, not a curated record